This is a messenger RNA of Heterobasidion irregulare TC 32-1, 225 nucleotides long. RefSeq lists its product as uncharacterized. The annotation marks the transcript as partial. NCBI's taxonomy places the organism in Eukaryota, Fungi, Basidiomycota, Agaricomycetes, Russulales, Bondarzewiaceae. The transcript is spliced from 2 exons. The record is from RefSeq and is a predicted model, not a curated record.
GUAAGGAAGCACAACUUUCCAGCAUAUUUGUUAAGCUAUCCAAUUCAUGUCUGGAACAUUGACAAUAUGGUUAAUAAGGUAGGCCUUAUAUACUUUGGCCUAGAUACAAACCUUAUGGGAAGAAUACACACUGAAUGUGUCCACCAUUUCAUUACUAAUCUAGGGAAGAAUGACAUUUUUCUAGGAAAAAAUUGGUUAAAAUACCAUAAUCCCUUUAUUUGGUAG